CUUGUUUCGGUUUAAAGCAAAGUGAAAUACGCCUCUUACAAUUUCUUCAAUGAAAAUAGUAAACGAACUAUUUAUUUAUUGUUGUUGAUAUCUAUUACGUACUCAAAUUACAAUAAUUACGCCAAAAAUGACUAGAAGAAAAGUGUUCGCAGUGAAAACGAAGUUCCAAAUAACGAAUAAACUAAUUUAAUUCGACUUUUAUUCCGCGUAAUCUGUGAUGCAUUUAGAUUGAAGUGUACCUAUCCGCAAUAACAAAACUGUAAACUGAAAUGUUACCCGUUUUACUUUUUAAUAACAUGGAAGGGAGUUCUAAUUCGCUAAAUAACAACGGUAAUAACGCUUUCGGACAAUUAUACGACGAUAAUGUAAUUUUAAAUUCUGUUAGGAGUCGUAAAAAGGUGUCUGAGACGGCUAGUUGCCCGGUUUGUAGCUGUACUAUUAGGCAAGGUGAGCUGGAGUCACAUUUGAACUUAGAAUUGGAUCGGUUGUAUAAGCUUUCAAAUGGUGGUAAUAAAAGGAAACUGAGUGUGAAUAGUUCAAGUAAUAGUAGCUUUAACCCUUUACCUGGAUCGAGUACGGAAGAAGUGGCUGACGACCAGGAAGUGGACGUGUCAGGAUGCCCGGGAAGCGAUGUUUAUCAGCGAGUCCACUCUAACCGCCUCCAACGCCUUCGCGCCAGACGGCGAGGCUCCCCUCCUCCAGCCACAGGCGAGUGUCCCGUCUGCAACCUCAACAUGCCCACCUCGAAACUGCAGAGACACGCCCUCCGCUGUUUGAAGAGGACAGGGGCAGCGAUAGAUGAAGAUGUGCCAGAUUCCAGCUCUGAUGAAAGCAUUGAUGUUGAGAACGACUCGCCAGGCGGGUUCGGCGCGGAGUACCAGUGGUGCGGCGAGUGGCGCGUGCGCGCGGCCGCGCUGCAGGGCGCCGACGCGCGCGCGGCCACGUGCGUGCGCCGCGUCUCGCACGACCAGGCCUUGGUUGUAGAUGGUGAUGAGGACACGGAGCUGUACGGACCACCUCAAUACUCGCCUUCGAGAAUAGCAGCCGAUGCCGAGAUCACACCGCCAGAACAACCGUCUGAUGAGCAUCCAAGCUCGGAGAACGGGGUCAUAGAGAGAGUUGUCUCCGAUGUACGCAUUAGCUUCACCGAUCCUGAGCCGGUGCGGGACAAACCAAAUGGGCUGGUGGAAGCCAGUGCAGAGACUAGGAUACAAGCAUUGAAAGCCAGGAUAAGAGAAUUAGAAAGAAAGCAGAACAGCGCUUCAGAUGCCAAGUGUCUAAUCUGCCUCGGGGCCUACUCGUCGCCCGCCGUCUCCAUACAGUGCUGGCACGUCUACUGUGAGGUAUGCUGGCUAGAGUCACUCAAAGCUAAGAAGAUAUGCCCUCAAUGCAACGCCAUCACGACCGCACAACACUUGAGAAGAAUCUACAUGUAAACAUUUUUAGGGUUCCGUACCCAAAGGUUAAAAACGGGACCCUAUUACUAAGACUGCUGUCCGUCUAUCUGACCGUGACAGUUGAAAUAUUCACAGAUGAUGUAUUUCUGUUGCCACUAUAACAACAAAUACUAAAAAGUACGGAACCCUCGGUGCGCAAGUCCGACUCGCACUUGGCCGGUUUUUUUUUGUUUUGACUUGUUCAUGUGCGUUUUCUUUUGUGCACAAUAUUAUAAUUAUAUUUUUUUUCCAUCCAUACUCAAAAGAGUUACGAAACAAUCUUAGGGGCAACUAUUUUUACAGAUGUUGCAUAAUUAUUUUCCAUCGUAUUUUUUCACGGAAACGUACGAACGUGUCUUGCUAUUUCAGUCAGUCUCGGUACAAAAAGUACUGAGGUUGACUGAAGUAGCAUGACAAAUACGAACGUUUCCGAGAAAAUACGAGGGAAAACAGUUAUACAUCUGUACUAUGGCUUAUGUACUGGCUCGCACUAAUAAAUAUGCGAGUACGAACGAGAUGCAUAGAAAGUAACCUACGUUCUCGAUAGCGUUUGUCAGUUCCAAACUGGGGGCCGUUUCUCAAAAUCUUGUAACUUGUAAUACAAGUGGAAGUCCCUUUCUAACAAAAGCUUGUAUUACAAGUUACAAGCUUCUGAGAAACGGGCCCCUGGUGGUAGCCACACUUGUAUCUAUACUAUGAUUUUUUUAAAUAUAAACUGAGAUCACAAGAUUUUAAGCCAUUUUAUUGAGUGUUAACAUAAUCAAUGUUACAUAUCGCAUAUACAAUAAUUACAGUUUGAUCGGCUAAUUUAUUAAUCAUCCUGAAUUUUAUUUUGAAAUUGGGACAAUCAACCUGUAAUUUUUGUAUCUGGGAUGUAUAACUUGGCAAGCCAACUUUGUCAGUAGACAAAUCCAAAUUUUAAAAAUGUAUGCGUCUAAGGUUUGACCACUGGUUUGACCCAAUACAAAUUUUCUACUGACAGACCUGGCUUGCCAGAGUAUAAAAACAUUACCGUCCGUAGCAGUAGCUCCAACAUAUGAUUUUGUCCAAUAAAGUGUGCUGGUUGUUGAUUUUGCUCAAAAUCCAUUAUAAAAUUACGUUUUCGUCAAAAGUCUGAUUAUUAUUUAUUGGCGCUCGAUUUCAAACAUAGUAAAUGUAAGUUAAUUAUGGUGAAAUAUUUAUGCAUGUCAAAUGUUGGUUUUUAUUAGGGCCAAUUAAGAAAAAUGGACGCAUAGAACUAACCCAAAAUAUAUAUAAGCCUAAACUACAAGAGACAUGCAAUUUUAACUUUUACCAAACCAUGUCUAAUUCUUAAGGGAAAUCCAAUUUAUUUGUAUUGAGAAUUAUUUAAUUGGUUUAAUGUUUUUAUUUCCUUUUAAAUAAGUCCUACUGAAGUAUAUGUAUAAUGAAAGCGUUCUGUGAAGAUAAUAUGUACAAUAAGUAAGAAGCUGUAAAUAAAAAUAUUUUUAUUA
Molecule: messenger RNA, 2908 nt
Organism: Cydia strobilella
Lineage: Eukaryota; Metazoa; Arthropoda; Insecta; Lepidoptera; Tortricidae
Gene: RNF220
Product: E3 ubiquitin-protein ligase RNF220
Exons: 8
Coding region: 270-1436 (388 amino acids)
Biological process (GO): protein ubiquitination
Molecular function (GO): ubiquitin protein ligase activity
Source: RefSeq, a predicted model, not a curated record